This is a messenger RNA of Cannabis sativa, 4500 nucleotides long. Its product is annotated as mediator of RNA polymerase II transcription subunit 15a. Lineage: Eukaryota; Viridiplantae; Streptophyta; Magnoliopsida; Rosales; Cannabaceae. Gene Ontology annotation, biological process: regulation of DNA-templated transcription. The record is from RefSeq and is a predicted model, not a curated record. The transcript has 12 exons. Gene Ontology annotation, molecular function: transcription coactivator activity; chromatin DNA binding. Bases 204 to 4247 code for a protein of 1347 amino acids.
UGAAAAAUUAUUCAUCCGGCGACAGAAAAAGUCCUGGAAGGAAAUAUAUUUGUAUAAUUUAUUUUAGGCGUCAUUUUAUGUCUUCCUUGAAUUGGUAAAAGCCUCACAACAGAAAGAGUACCCAUAAUCAAUCCACCGUCUCCGCCCUCCUCCGACCUUGCCUUUCUGCCCCUUCAAUAUCAGAUUUGUAGGGUAUUUUCAGCAUGGACACCAAUAAUUGGAGACCUAUCCAAGGUGGGGAACCCACGAUGGACACCACAGAUUGGAGAACUCAAUUGCAGCACGAUUCGAGACAACGUAUUGUCAACAAGAUAAUGGAUACAUUGAAGAAGCAUCUCCCUUUCUCUGGCCAAGAGGGAUUGCUUGAACUGAAGAAAAUUGCUGAAAGGUUUGAAGAAAAGAUUUACAGUGCCGCCACAAGCCAGUCUGAUUAUUUACGGAAAAUUUCACUGAAGAUGCUGACAAUGGAGACUAAGUCCCAGAACAAUAAUAUACCCAACCCGUUGCCAUCCAACCCUGCUAAUAGCAGACCCACAGAUCCAGGUUCUAUUGUCAUGCCACCUCAAGUACACAAUCAAGGGCAAUCACUUGUAAUGCCACUGUCAUCUAAUCAGAGUCAAACACGACAACAACUACUAUCUCAGAAUAUUCAGAAUUCUGCUGCUGUUCAGAGUUCUUCCAGCAUAUCAUCUACUCUUCCUCCCCCCACUAGCUUAAGUCAGACUUCUAUCCCAAAUGUUGUUGGCCAAAAUCCAAAUAUGCAAAAUAUGUCUAGUAGUUCACAGAAUCCAGUAGGGUAUGCUAAUACUCAGAGACAAGUGCAAGGAAGGCAACAGGUCCCACAACAACAGCAACAAUCUCAAAACCCACAGUCUCAGUAUCUCUACCAGCAACAGUUACAACAGCAGACUUUAAAGCCGAAGUUCCAACAGGGGAAUAUUCCCCAGUCAAUGCUCCAGACUCAUAUGCAGCAACAGCAACAGAACCUAUUGCAACCAACUCAAUUGCAAUCAUCUCAGCCAGCUGCUGUGCAAACAUCAGCUUCCAUGCAACCUCCCAUGAUGCAAUCAUCUCUGCCAAGUCUUCAGCAGAAUCAGUCCUCUAUUCAACAACCAUCAAAACCCAUGCUCCAGCAACAUCCACAAUCUGUUCUUAGAUCACAGCCACAAACUCAACAAUCUUCUGUUGCUCAUCAACAACAAACACAAAUGUCACAGCAGCAGCUUAUGAAUCAACAGCCAAAUUCUACAAAUAUGCAACAAAGCCACUUAAUUGGACAGCAGAACAAUGCUGGGGAUUUACAGCAGCAACAGAGACUUCUUAGCCAGCAGAAUAAUCUCCCAAACCUGCAACAACAACAACAACAGUUAAUGGCUCAGCAAAAUAACAUAUCAAAUUUGCAUCAGCAACAGUUAGUCCCCCAGAGUAAUGGGUUACAGCAGCAACUGCAUGGAACUCAGACCAGUAACUCUAACUCAAGCAUGCAGACUAAUCAGCACUCCGUACACAUGUUACAACAACAAUCCAAAGCUCCAAUGCAGCAACAAUCGCAGCCGAGUGGAUCUAAUUUGCUACCAACUCAGGCACAACAAUCACAACCACAACAGCAAAUGUUGUCACAAAUUCAGUCACAGCCGCAGAUGCAGCAACAGUUAGGUUUGCAACAACAGCCAAAUUCACUGCAGCGUGAAAUGCCACAAAGGCUUCAUGUGUCGGGUCAAACUUCAGGAUCAUUGCCUCCAACACAACAUGUAAUUGAUCAGCAAAAGCAGUUAUACCAAUCACAGAGACCCCUUCCAGAGACAUCAUCAACAUCUGUUGAUUCAACUGCCCAAACUGGACAUGCCAACGGAGGUGAUUGGCAAGAGGAGGUUUAUCAGAAGAUCAAAACAAUGAAGGAACUGUACUUACCUGAACUUCUUGAAAUGUACCAUAAAAUUGCUGGCAAAUUACAACAGCUUGAUUCUCUUGCACAACAACCACCAAAGUCAGAGCAGCUUGAGAAGCUGAAAUUAUUUAGGAACACGUUGGAACGUGCUAUUCAAUUCUUACAGGUUCCAAAAGGUAACGUGAUUCCUGGGUAUAAGGAGAAACUGGCUCACUAUGAGAAACAAAUAAUAAGUUUUAUUAAUACAAAUAGGCCGAGGAAGCCUGUUUCUCAAUUGCAACAAGGGCACCCCUCUUCUCAUAUGCAGUCCACUCAGCAGCCACAGUCUCAAAUUAAUCAAGUCCAAUCUCAUGAAAACCAAAUGAAUUCUCAAUUGCAAUCAAUGAAUGUGCAAAGUUCUGUGGGAACAAUGCAGCAGAACAAUUAUACGAGCUUACAACAAAACACUCUGUCUCCUUUGUCCGGAGUUUCAACAACUCAGCAAAAUGUGAUGAACCCAUUGCAGUCCAGUUCUAACGUGGAUUCAGGACAAGGAAAUGCUAUGAACUCAUUGCAGCAGGUUUCUUCGAAUUCUCUGCAGCAAAUUCCUGUGAGUGCUCCCCAACAUGCAAACAUUAAUGCCAUGUCAUCCCAGAAUGGGAUCAAUGUGCUGCAGCCAAAUGUCAAUAACCUUCAGUCGAAUUCCAAUAUGCUUCAGAACCAGCAACAUAUGAAGCAACAACACGAGCAGCAAAUGUUACAGUCCCAACAAUUCAAGCAACAAUAUCAACAGCGACAGAUGCAGCAGCACUUAAUGCAGAAGCAGCAAUUAUUGCAGCAGCAGCAACAACAUCAACAGCAGCAGCAGCAACAACAAUUACAGCAGCAAGCAAAACAACAACUUCCUGCUCAGUUGCACGCGCACCAAAAUCAAAUGCAGCAUCAUCAAAUUAAUGAUGUAAAUGAUUUGAAGACUAGACCAAGUAUGGUCAUGAAGUCAGGAGUCUUUCAGCAACAUCAUCCCGCUGGUCAACGUGCUGCUUAUCCCCAUCAACAGUUGAAAUCUAGCUCUUCCUUUGCGAUGUCCUCAAAUCAACUCCUCCAGGCCUCAUCACCUCAAAUUUUGCAACAUUCUUCUCCACAAGUGGAGCAGCAGAACCUGCUGCCACCUCUUACCAAAACUGGAACACCAUUACAAUCUGCUAGCUCACCUUUUGUUGAUCCAUCUCCAUCAACUCCUUUGGUUCCAUCCCCAAUGCCCAGCGAUUCUGAAAAACCCCUUCCAGGUGUUUCCUCACUUGUAAAUGCUGGGAAUGUUGGACAACAACAAACUAGUGUUGUUACUCCAGCUCAAUCCCUUGCCAUCGGCACCCCAGGAAUAUCAGCCUCUCCUUUGCUUGCAGAGUUUAGUGGUCCUGAUGGCACUCACGGAAACACUUCGGUAUCUGUUUCUGGCAAAUCAAGCAUUACAGAGCAGCCACUAGAUCGUUUAAUUAAAGCGGUUAGCAAUGAUGAUAUCUUCCAUGUUGAUUUUAGUGUAAAGUCGAUGUCACCUAAGGCAUUGAGUGCUUCUGUCAGUGACAUUGGGUCUGUUGUCAGUAUGAUUGAUAGGAUUGCAGGAUCAGCUCCAGGCAAUGGAUCUAGAGCUGCAGUUGGUGAGGAUUUAGUUGCUAUGACAAACUGUCGUUUACAAGUAAGGAAUUUCAUGGGCCACGACGGAACUAAUGGGACUAGGAAAAUGAAGCGUUACACAAGUGCCAUGCCCUUAAAUGUUGUAUCAUCAGCCAGUAGCAUUAAUGAUAGUUUUAAACAGCUUAUUAGUUUAGAAACUUCUGAACUAGAGUCAACUGCAACAUCUGGUAUCAAGAGGCCUAAGAUAGAGGUUAAUCAUGCUCUUAUACAAGAAAUUAGGGAAAUAAAUCAGCGACUUAUUGACACAGUUGUUGAUAUUAGCAAUGAAGAUGUUGAUCCAAGUGUAGCAGCUGCUACUGUUGAAGGGGGUAAAGGGACUAUUGUCAAGUGUUCUUUCAGUGCUGUAGCACUCAGCGCGAACUUGAAAUCACAGUAUGCUUCAGCACGAAUGUCUCCAAUACAGCCAUUGAGGUUGCUUGUUCCCACAAAUUAUCCCAACUGUUCCCCUAUACUGUUGGACAAAAUUCCAGUGGAAGUCAGCAAGGAAUAUGAAGAUCUUUCAGUAAAAGCCAAGUCAAGGUUUAGCAUAUCUCUUAGAAGUCUCUCGCAACCUAUGUCUCUUGGGGAAAUAGCUAGGACGUGGGAUGUCUGUGCCCGUGCCGUUAUUUCUGAGCAUGCUCAGCAAAGUGGCGGUGGCAGCUUCAGCUCCAAAUAUGGGGGUUGGGAGAACUGUUUGAGUGCCGCUUAAUUGUUGAUGCUGUGAUCUAAUGCAAAGCAUUAGUUGAAGCAGACUCUGUAUAUGGCCCCACAGUUGCGGCAGGAAGAUAAGUAGUGUAUAGCUAAUAUUUCAGUGACGAAGUUCCUCUAAGGCGAGAUUGAUUUACUGUAUAUUCUGACUUGGUAAGCUCUUCACGUUUGUUAUUAGAAUUCGUAUAGCUUUGUAUAUGUGUAAGAACGCAUGAAUUUAGGCAUAUGAUUUUACUAGUAUAUAUUUUCUUUUA